UGUCAGCGGAUUUAUAUUGACAUUUUCUAUUUUUCAGUGACGAAAACACUCACUGUCUGUGUUGUUCUCGGCUAUUCGCUGUGAGUUUAUAUUGCACAAGUAAACGCCAAAAACAUUGUUGCGUACGUUCUGCGCGCGCCAAAAUGUUAAAGUAUUUACUUUGCUCAAGUGUUUUCCUGAAAAUGACUUCUGAAUAGCUAUAAAUAGAUCACCGCGGAAAGUUCACGACUGAUCCACUGCUCGGCCUCAUUAUAAUUUCUCUUUUAGUAAAAUGAGCCAACCAACGCCACCGUUCGGUGGAGCAAUAGGCCACAACUCGCCAAAUCAGUUUAAAGUGCCGCCGCCAAAUGUACAGAAUGUACCACCUCCACAGAACAAUGGAAACAUGUUCAACUCACAAAUGAAUACCGGGUACUAUCCGUACGGGAAUUACAACUCUCCUGAGCAAUGGGUCGUCCCCAACCCUGCGUAUUUCUACAACUCGUGGCCGUACCCCCAGACUUCCAGCACUCCGCCGGCGAUGAUGAUGCAGUCGCCUCCUCCUCCUCCGCCUUCUGGCGGGCAAUUGCCAGCAAAUUUUAAUCCUGGGCAGCCGCCGCCACCACUGCCUAAACCAGUGGUCAAAAUGCCUCCACCUCCACCACCCGAUAAUGCAGCAAGACGUGGCCGUUGCGUGUACCCACGAGGCGGACGCAACGGUUUCAAAGGACCCACUCGGCAGAACUCUGGCAACAACGCAAACCCUGCACAGGAUACGGCUGCUCGUCCCCAAAACAUGAACGGAGAAGGUGAAACCUCAUCGAACGCAGUGAAUUCAGACCCUCACCAAGUUCAAGUGCAUAAGAAGCCGAAACGCAAACCGAUGUCCUCGCGCUACACUCGAAAACGUGCCUGGUGUCGUGAAGAUGCUGAUAAAGUGCUGGCGCUCGAAAAUCAAUGCACUGCAACUGCUCCAACACUUGUCAUACGGUUUCCGGAUCCAGAACUGAACUCAUACAUGGUCAAAGGAUUCUCUCCGGAGAUUGAAUCAGUUCAUUUUCAGAUUCCCUACAAAGCACGUUCUUGUUUCGUCAAAUUAAGGCCAGGAGCUGAUAUUUCAAAAGUGUGUGAGGAAAUUUGUAAAAUUCCAUUUGGUACAGGCUUUCUCAAGGCUGAGGAAAAACAUAUAAAGCAGCAAAAUAAAUCGACGAGUCCCGACGGCAUUGACCCGUACACUCUAUAUGUGGGAAAUCUUCCACCUCACAUAACAGUCGCGGAAAUCAAAGAGAAUUUCCCCACUGCAACGUACAUUGACGUUGGUUUCGCGCAAAAAAUGAAAUAUACUCGCUAUGCAUUUAUCCAGUACGCAACAGUAGAGGAAGCGAUGGAAGCGUACAAGAAAACUAUCAAUUUAAUGCUGGACAAAAGGAAUUUGGUUGUGCGGUUUAGACGAACAAAGGGAAAUAUUGGAUUGCCGGGUGAUUCGAAAACGCCAAAUCCAAAGAAAGCGAAAAAUAAUGAUAGCGAUUGUGAGAUUGUCAAAGAUGAUGGAGUUUUGCAGAAGAAGUCCAGGACCGACGAUGAUGCAACCGUCGAUUCGAAGGAAAAUGUCUCCAGAGAGGCAGCUAGGCUGAUGCGGCGACUUCUGGACAAAGAUGAUGAUUCAAGCGAGUUUGGUGAAGAUCGAGAGUUACCUACACCUCCACUUGGCAAUGGACCAAUUGUAAAUAUCAAAACUGAAAAAGAUGAUGAUAUGGAUGAGUACAUGGACGAAGCUGAUUUGUUAGGAACACAAAUAAAAGAUGAACCAAUUGAUGUUUUCUGUGAUGAUUUCUAUCCAGAGUCGAAUGAUGAGGAAGAUGAUGAGAUACCUCCUGAAUUGAUGUACGACAGAAUGAAUUCAAUAGAUGAUUUCAGCUAUCUUCAGGAUGAUCAUGAUGAAGCUGAUGAGGAUGAUCGUGAUAGUUUCGGCCCAAGGAAUUGGGAUCGUAAUCGUGAAAAGGAACUUGAAGAGAAAGAGGAAAAGCCUGAUAUAAGGACUCUGCAACGGACCGACUCAUCAGAAAUGAAAGCUCCCAAGUUACGGUUAAGAGAUAUAGCCAGUGAGAAAAAGGAUGAACUGGAUGAUUUGUUCAACGCCAUGAAUCCAGAAAGUGAUGACGAUGAUUUUUGAAUUGGACUUCACUCCAUUAAUUUGGAACAUCGUUACGUAACUUUACGAUAAGGAUACACUUUUCAUAGGACUAAAUAGUUGUAAGCAAAUGUAGUGGUUGUCAUGAAUAUUAAGUGCAUCAAAAUUAUUUAACGUUUUUAUUAAAGUCAAAUAUUUUAUGAAGUCCAGGCCAACGUUUAUUCAUUAUUUUUAAAUCUUUUAUGAGAAAAAUCUCAAAAUGCGUCUUGAUAUACCUAGAUUUAAAAAAAAACUUUUUUCCCAUGAUUUAUACUGCGAACUUUUUUUUGUAAAAAUAGAGUGUGUUUAAAUUUGUUUACUAUUCUUAUCAUGGACUAAACACAUUGUAUUUGAGGAAAGUGAAGUUCAGUAAUUUACCUGUCGACUAGGUACGCUCGUUAUUCGUUCAUUAUCAACUACAUUCGUAUUGGAAAACAAUAGAAGGAAAUCUGGAACAAAACUAUAUAAACUUCAUCGUAGAUUAAAGAUCCAUCUUUCAUUCCUACAUAUUUCUUUCAAUUCUUUGUAUUUUUUUGUUUUUAGUUAAUAUUUUCUCUUUUCCUUUUUGUUUGACGAAAUAUAUUCAUGUGUGUAUCUAGUCUCAUAUGAAUGAAAUUGAAACUUCUGUAUAGGUUGACCUUUUUUGUUAUUAUUCUAAUUAGAAGGUAGUGAUGAGAUUGUUUCCUAAUUGUAAGCAUUUUUUAUCUGUGAGAGAAUAGUGAAGCGAAUACAACACUUUCCUCUGGUAAGAA
Messenger RNA from Hermetia illucens (black soldier fly), 2901 nucleotides. RefSeq lists its product as uncharacterized. The coding region runs from base 272 to 2152 and encodes 626 amino acids. Lineage: Eukaryota; Metazoa; Arthropoda; Insecta; Diptera; Stratiomyidae. The transcript is spliced from 6 exons. Gene Ontology annotation, molecular function: RNA binding. The record is from RefSeq and is a predicted model, not a curated record.